AUGGCCGAAGUCGCAGAAACCAAGGCCGCACCUCCUGCGAAGCCUGAACGUCCCGAUGAGGAUACAUACAAGAAGAACUUGGCUGCGGCCGAAAAGGAGCUGAAGGCUGCUGAAGAGCGCAUGAAGCAGAUCAAAGCCAAGAUCGGUAAUGCCCAACCACAGAACAAGGACUCACCAGUUGCGAAACGCCAGCAAGAACUCAAGACCGAACUCAAUGGAAUCCGCGACCAGCAGAAGAACAGCAAGUCAGGACGUGGCCAGGUCAUGGACAAGAUCAAGAAGCUUGAUGAGCAGCUCAAGACACGCAUCGCAGAGUCAAAGGCACAACGAUCGAAGGUUCAGUACAAGUCGGCGGACGAUGUCGAGGCUGAGAUCAAGAAGCUCCAGGCACAGGUUGACAGCGGCAAGCUGAAGAUUGUCGACGAGAAGAAGGCGCUGAACGACAUCUCCCAGCUGAACCGCCUGAAGAAGAGCUUCGCCAACUUUGACGAUGCGCAGAAGGGCAUUGACGCCACCAAGGCCGAAAUCGCUGAGCUAAAGAAGUCAAUGGACGACCCAGCCAGUAAGGCUCUGUCCGAACGCUACAGCCAGAUCCAGGCGGAGCUCGAUUCGAUACGGGCCGAGCAAGACGAUGCUUUCAAGAACUUGAACGCGCUGCGAGACGAACGAACCAAGGUGCACGAAGACCAGCAAAAGAAGUACGCCGCCGUCAAGGAGAUCAAGGACGCAUACUACCAACAACGACGCGCUGCUGUAGACUACGAGCGUGAAGCACGACGAAUCCGUGAGGAGAAGCGCAAGGCGGAGAACGAUGCCUACCACCGUGGACGGAGACAAGAGGCUGCCAAGUCGAAGCUCGAGGAGGCCAGUGCCCCAGCCUUCCAGGAUGAGAUCCGCAUUACCCAGUCCCUGAUUGCCCGCCUCGACCCAUCAUCUGUGACCAAGCAGGAGGCUUCCGGUCCGGGCAAGUUCGCUGCUACCGACUUCCGCACUGUGGACUCUUCCGGUAUCAAGGGCACUGCACUUAAAAGCAAGAAGGACGAUGACGACGAUGCAUACUUUAUUGGCGGUGGUGGUAAGAAGAAGAAGGGCGGCCGGGGCGCAAAGGCUACCGGUGCUGCCUCACCUACCCCAGAAGCAUCCAGCAAGUUCAACCUCGACCUCGGCACCAUUGAGGCUCUCGCACGCAUCAACGUCGACCCACCCAUGUCGCAGGCCGAUGUGCCUGCUGUUGUUGAGAAGCUGAAGGGCAAGCUCGAAACCUGGAAGAAGGACCAAGAUAAGCAGACAAAGGAAAACAUCGCGAAGGCGCAGGCAGAGAUUGAGCGUCUCGAGAAGGAGGCUGCCGAGGCUGACGCUGGUGGUCGCACCAACGGCACAGGCGCUGCUGCAAAGAGUGAGAAGCCAGUCAAUGGCGAAGCGCCAGUGGAAGACGCAACCCAGCAGCUUGGCGCGGCGUCUCUGGAGGAGAAGACCAUUGAGACUACCGCAUAA
Fulvia fulva is the source of this 1494-nucleotide messenger RNA. RefSeq lists its product as uncharacterized. Gene Ontology annotation, cellular component: ribonucleoprotein complex; endoplasmic reticulum; nuclear outer membrane-endoplasmic reticulum membrane network. NCBI's taxonomy places the organism in Eukaryota, Fungi, Ascomycota, Dothideomycetes, Mycosphaerellales, Mycosphaerellaceae. The record is from RefSeq and is a predicted model, not a curated record. The coding region runs from base 1 to 1494 and encodes 497 amino acids. The transcript has 2 exons. Gene Ontology annotation, molecular function: mRNA binding. Gene Ontology annotation, biological process: intracellular mRNA localization.